AAUUUCUAUGGGUUCGUUGUCUCAGAUUGCCAAGGUAUAGACAAGAUUACCUCAAACCCGCAUGCAAAACACAUAUACACUGUGCAAGCAGGGAUCCUAGCUGGCAUUGAUAUGGUCAUGGUUCCCUACAACCAUACAGAGUUGUUUGAUGAUCUUACUCUCUUAGUAAAGAAAAAUGUCAUUCUAAUGGAUUGAGUUGAAGAUGUUGUUGGAAGGAUUUUGCUGGUUAAGUUCAAUCUGGGUCUAUUUGGAAAUCCUAUGGCUGACCCGAGCUUUGUCAAUGAACUUGCAAGCCAGG
Messenger RNA from Linum tenue, 298 nucleotides. The record is from the annotation of a GenBank genome assembly. NCBI's taxonomy places the organism in Eukaryota, Viridiplantae, Streptophyta, Magnoliopsida, Malpighiales, Linaceae.